Myotis myotis is the source of this 433-nucleotide messenger RNA. RefSeq names its product protein FAM227A-like. The transcript is spliced from 4 exons. The record is from RefSeq and is a predicted model, not a curated record. NCBI's taxonomy places the organism in Eukaryota, Metazoa, Chordata, Mammalia, Chiroptera, Vespertilionidae. The coding region runs from base 149 to 433 and encodes 94 amino acids.
GGCCGCAUCCGGCCCGCGGGCCGUAGUUUGCCCACGGCUGUGUGUGAUUUCCAGGAGGCUGGCUGAACAGCGAACGAGAUUGGAGUGAGAAAUGACAGGCUGUUAGCAGUGGAAAGUCACUAUUUGUCAGUUGACAAGAAACUGGACAAUGGCUUAUUUCAAGAAUAUGGUUGUUAUCAAUGUCACCGCUUUGCCAAUGGUGCCAGUGGAGGAGGGCCGGCCACCGAGUGGGAAGCAGAAUGCCGCAAGGAAGACUCUGGAAGGCCAUGUACCCUCGUGUCUUGUAGGCUCCAUCCACCAGGUGAACGAAAGGAUUGCUGAAGUGAGCCUGACUCCCAAGCCGAUGGACAACAUCCUGGCAAUUGAGAGAUUUGAGAUGGAGAAGAAGGCUUUAAAAGAGAAAAGCCACCGCAGCUCGGAAGACAGAGCCUAG